AUGUCUCUUGUCUGUGCCCUCUUGGCCUUGACCCUGGCACUCGUCCUUUCGCCCACCGCUGUCGAUGCUGCCCCCUCCGACAUCAUCGAGACCUGCAUCCACAACGGCUGCAGCAAUGUCUUUUCGAUGCUCGGCCCCUGCGGAGGAGGGGCCACCAACGAGACCCUCCAGCAGUCGCUCAUCUUCACGCCAACACAGUCCCUCGGUGGAUGCCAAUGCAACACUGUUUUUUACAACGACUUCUCUUCUUGUCUUUCCUGCAUCGCAUCCCAGGGAGAGUCCUCCCCCGAGAUCCAAAAUCAGCAGGACUGGAACGCGAACUGUGAAAGCUAUGGCUUCAACGUCACAUACCUCCCUGUCGUCAACUCGACUAGCGGUAUCAAUAACGGCGACAGUGGCAACAGCAGCAGUGGAGGAAGUGGAGGGUUGAGCACGGGAGCGAUUGUAGGGAUCGUGGUAGGCGUCCUUGUUGUUGCUGCCUUGGUGGGCGCCUUCCUGAUUGUCAGGAGACGCAAUCAAAGGCAGGAAAAGUCCGCCGUUUUUGAGCAGGCAGGUGGUUCACCCAAUGGAUCUGACCAUUACAAUCAUGCAGCCGCAACAGCCGAUACAGCCGACCACAUCAACUACAACGACAAUCACGCCUAUUCGCAGGAGCAGCAGCAGCAGGAUUACCCCGCAUCGUACCACUACCAGGAUCCUUCCUCCAAUUCGCAGCACUACCAGAGCAACAACUCGUACGCAGCUCAACAUGCUCCAGACAACUACCAUUCGAACGAUUACACCAACGACAAUGUCAACGGCAACGGCAACAGCUACUUCGAUACGUCCAACAGCGUCGGUCCUCAUGAGACCAUGAUGUUGCAGAACCUGAACACCAACCAGGGUAAUGACGAAUACGUGCCCCCUCCACCACACCCAGCCUCGCCAAACCGCGAGGCCUACGCCACCUCGCCCCGAUCUUCCGAUACAUUCCCUCAGAGUCUCCGUAACAAACCCAAGUCUUGGGGCACACCUGCAACAUCAUACGUUACGCAACCUCUGGAAUUGACUUCGGGACUGAUCGCGACCGAACAGCAGCAUCCCUUCAGCAACCAUCAACACCAGGGUUCCUCUUCGCAAUUCAACGACAAGACCGAGUAUGACGAUGGCGAGGAAUUGGAGCCGCCCGCACCUUACUCGAACGAGUUUGUGCCUAGACGGUCGAUGACACCUCCUCGAGCGACGAUGCAAUCUUAUCGUGACGAGUUUAACCGACCCAGCUUUGAACGCGAGCCAAGGCGUAGUGGCUCUGACCGAGGAUCCAUCUCGGGUGCCGCCAAUGGGUCCAACAGUGGGUAUGGCUUCAACAACAACAGCAACAGCCAUGUCGAUUAUGAUCAGCAGGGCGAGCAACUGGACCUUUCGAGGGCUUCGCAGGAUAGUCCUGAGAGUGCCCGUCGUCGUGCGCGUGCCGCGGAACUCUUCUCGGCUGAGGGCACUCGUCGGUAG
This is a messenger RNA of Linnemannia hyalina, 1488 nucleotides long. The record is from the annotation of a GenBank genome assembly. NCBI's taxonomy places the organism in Eukaryota, Fungi, Mortierellomycota, Mortierellomycetes, Mortierellales, Mortierellaceae.